Molecule: messenger RNA, 5041 nt
Organism: Protopterus annectens (West African lungfish)
Lineage: Eukaryota; Metazoa; Chordata; Ceratodontiformes; Protopteridae
Gene: STS
Product: steroid sulfatase
Exons: 10
Coding region: 860-2587 (575 amino acids)
Molecular function (GO): arylsulfatase activity
Source: RefSeq, a predicted model, not a curated record
UAAUUUAGUUAAUCAACCAAAGGGUUCUACAUCAACAUGCAUUUUCUGAAUAAUAACUAUGAAACUGUUUGGCAUUACAGACUGAUUGCUGUCCUCCUUUUUUUUUUUUUGACACACUCAUCAAAAUUACAAAGCGAAGAUCUGGGACACUACAAAACCAGAGAAGCCAAGAGCUGUACUCUGCACGUACAGGUCAAACCACUCCUCAACUAUGACCUCAUAAUACAGGAUGUGUAUUAAAACGGACAGUUCCUGCUUUAAAAUAUUUUAAGUGUGUAAUACUAAGAGGAAAGGCAGCAGCUUUCAAGCAUAUUGAAACAAAAGAAAACCACGUUAUUUUCAUAAUAUACAACCAUCAACCGCAUGAAAACUAAACACGAAAUAUAAGUUAUACAUUCGAAACACAAACCUAACAGAAGGCCGUCCAUAUCAAAAAUAACGUGGGAGACAGGUUGGAAAGGCAUCAGUGAAGCAGUAAAUAUUCGAUUUAUAAUUAUAAGAUCAAAUUGCUUUAUAUCCACGCUAGAAACAAGGAAGUAAAUGCUGCAACUGUAAAGCCACCGGUUAUGACAGCCAGCAAGUAGGGGGACGACUAAAAUCUAAACCAGGAUUUUCAAUUCUUACGUAUAAACAAAUGCGUGUUGGAAGGGCAAGAUUAUGGUACCAACAUUUUUGAUUCAUAUGAUUCACUAAGAUGUUGUUACCUAUUUCUCAUAUAACUUUAAAAGUUUCUCAAUAUCAGAAACAGUGAUGGCAAAAUCCGUGAGGGCGACGAAACAGUUCAAAUGACUCCAGGGUGCAGUACCUGGGAGUUGGCCCUACUUUCUCAGCAUUUGUAAAACAUUCUUUUAACAGAAAAAUGAAACUUGUACUGCUAGCAUUCUUGCUUCCAUGGAUCACAGGUGCACAACAUACAAAGACCAGACCCAAUUUUGUGGUUUUCAUGCUAGAUGAUGUUGGCAUCGGAGAUAUAGGAUGUUAUGGCAACAAAACACUGAGAACUCCUAAUAUUGAUAGAAUAGCAAACGACGGAGUGAAGCUUAACCACCACAUUGCAGCUGCUCCACUUUGUACACCAAGCCGAGCUGCUUUUUUAACAGGACGCUAUCCAGUUAGAUCAGGUGUUGCAAGUUUGGGGUCUGUUGGCGUGUUCCUAUUUUCUGCCUCCUCUGGAGGGCUUCCUGCUGAAGAGGUGACAUUUUCCAAGCUGUUAAAGGAGGAAGGCUAUUCUACAGCACUUAUAGGAAAAUGGCAUCUUGGCAUGAACUGUAAUACAAGGGAUGAUCUUUGUCAUCACCCUCACCAUUAUGGCUUUGACUAUUUCUAUGGCAUGAUAAUGACAAACUUGAAGGACUGCAUACGAGGAUGUGGCAGUGUGAUUUCAUCAGGACUCCGACGCCGCUUCACCGUGCCGACUUCUUAUCUUGUUAUUACGUUAAUCACCUUGGUGACAUUACAUUAUGCAGGCCUUUUCAGAGUGACUUGGCGAGUUAUAUUCUAUGGAAUUAUAAUAGUUAUACUUUUACUAGCACUUUUACAGAUUUUUAUAUAUAAUUUAAGAAAUCUGAACUGCUUCCUAAUGAGGGAUCAACAGAUUAUCCAGCAGCCAUUUUCUGUGGAAAAUUUGACUCGGAGAAUGACAAAUGAGGCUAUUAACUUUAUGCAAAGAAAUGAAAACAAGCCAUUCUUUCUCUUUGUGUCAUUCAUCCAAGCACAUACGGCACUUUUUGCCUCCCCUGAUUUCAGAGGUAAAAGCAUGCAUGGAUUGUAUGGAGAUGCUGUGGAAGAAGCAGACUGGAGUGUCGGACAGAUACUGGAUGCCAUUGAAAAAAUGGGCCUUAGAAACAAUACCUUUAUCUACUUCACCUCUGACCAAGGAGCACAUGUUGAAGAAGCUGCUGCCACUGGUGAAAAGCAUGGGGGAUCAAAUGGCAUUUAUAAAGGAGGAAAGUCUACAAACUGGGAAGGAGGUAUUCGGAUCCCAGGUCUGUUUCAAUGGCCUGGAGUGAUACCAGCAGGCACAGUCAGUGAUGAACUUACAAGUAAUAUGGACAUUUUCACAACAGUUGUCAAACUUGUUGGAUCUUCAUUACCCAGUGACAGGAUUAUAGAUGGCCAUGAUCUUAUGCCCUUGCUUCAAGGAAAAAUUCGGACUUCUGAGCAUGAAUUCCUCUUCCAUUACUGUAAUGCUUAUUUAAAUGCUGUGCGCUGGCACCCAAGACAUAGUAAUUCUAUUUGGAAAGCUUUUCUCUUCACACCAAAUUUUUAUCCAGAGGGCUCAAAUGGCUGUUUUAAUACGCAUGUCUGCAUGUGUAUUGCACCGUUUGUUACUUACCAUGAUCCACCUCUGUUAUUUGACCUCUCCAAAGAUCCGUCGGAGACAACACCUUUAACUCCAGAAACUGAACCGUAUUUUCAUGACAUCAUACAAGUCAUCCAUCAAGCAGUAGAAAACCAUACAAAAACUGUGCAGAAGGUUCCUAACCAACUGUCUUUUAACAAUCUAAUCUGGAAGCCUUGGCUGCAGCCUUGUUGCUCAUCUUUAUCGGAGUUCUGCUACUGUGACAGAGAGGGAGGUCAAGCAUAAUCUCUUUUUGUGGUGCUUUUUUUUGUUCACAUUUAUUAAUUUAGUAUGGAAUUAAGUAACUCCCUAGUUGAUCUUAAUUGCUUAGUGAUGAAUCUUUCAUUGUCUUGUGAGAUUAUAGGAACAUAACUGCCCUGGAUUUCAUUUUGCAUUUACCUUCCGCACACAUGCAUAACCAUUUUGUGAAUUAACCUGUAUUACAGAAGUAGAAUAUGUGAAACUUGCUGCAGCAUAGAAAAUUUGGGCAUAUGAUUUCUGGUAUUAAUUUCAUCAUCAUCAUUUUUUGUAGAUAAUGCCUAAAUUAAUUGCUUGCAACAUUGUUAAGCUUGUCAGUUUGUAAUAUGAAUAUAACUGUAUGGUUACUUGAAUAUAAUAAUAAUUUUUUUCUUAAUUUUUGCCUCCAUCAUAACUGGCCAUCAGCUGUUCCCAGUACCUGUGCUUGUUCAACAGGUAUAAAGAAGCCUCCCAACCUCUCCAGACUAACUCUAACCAAGUUUGAGGCCAGGGAGGAGAGGAAAUCAAAGCAUCCUGAGGUAGUGUCCCACUGCUGCAGAGGAAGUGCUUGGUCCUUUUUAUUUUCCCUUAGCCUCUGUGUGUGCCCAUUAACAUGCUGUGGGUGGGAUGUGUAGAGGGCAUCAGUGCUGCACCAUCCCUCAUUUCUACAAAGGGCUUUUGUCAGCAGGACUGCCCUGCCCACCCACUGGCAGCAUCACACAUUUGCUUCUGUAAGCUCCAUCAUGGAAUUCUAUCCAUGCAAGUGUGCCUCAGGCUUGCAUGCCCCACCCUGAAAAUGGGCACACCCAUCCUCCCUGGCUACAUUGCCAUUCAAACUCUGAUAUCCUGGAUAUUAUUCAGGGUUUUAUCUUUGCAUGUUGGGGAACAAGCUACCUGAAUGUAGUUAGUGAGGUCACCUUUGGAGGCGGUAUUGUCAUGCUCAUUAACAUUUUAUGAAGUCCAUACUGUCAACAAAUAGUAUAUGGAGUAUUUUGAAUUGUACUCUUGUUUCACUUGUUUAAGCACCUCUUGUGAAAAUAUGUAUUUUAGUUAUUUAUAAUGAAGAUGUAUUCUAUUUCUUCAAGUUCAUGUCAUCCAUUUUAAGGGAUCUUGACUGGACCAGUCUCCCAGUUUUGCGAUGUUAUUUGUUCUUUUUAAGUACGAAUUUAUAAUUAUGUAAGUCAUCAGGUACUGUAUAUCAUUUCCUUUGCCAGCAUUAUCACUUUUGUGUGUACAGUAUUUAUUUCUUUACACAUUUUUAUUUAUCUAGUACAUUCUAAAUGGUGCAUUUAAGCGUCUCUUUGUCACUACUGUAUAUCUUACUUUCAUUGAGGCUGAUGUUCCUGCUGUAGUUUAUUGAAUGGGGACAGAUGCACUGAGCCUAAAAUUGCUUGGACAUAAUCAUGUAAUACUGGAGUGGCUUUAGAAGGAUUUGUAUCCGGGUCAUUUUUUGACCUUCAUGACAGUUUUAGAAAGUUGGAUUUACAUUUCUGAUGAAGAGUGCCCCACCACAUGAAAGGAGAUAUGAUUCCUUAAACUAAUACAAGUUUACAUGGUCUGCAUAUGAGUAUAAGGACCCACACCGUGUAUGUGUCAUCUGUAGGGCACAAAUCCAGGUAUGCUGACCUGCAUUCCGUACUUUAAAGUCUGUGCCGCAUUACAUCUUUUUGUCAAAAUUCAUUACACUGAAUUUUAGUCUUCCGAAGCACUUAACUUGUAAUGUACACUAGUAGUUUGACAUUUGUGUGUCUUAAUUAACAAGUAUCUGACAUAUUGAGCUCAUCUGUUCUACAUCCACUGGAAAUGUAUGUUUUACAGUUUCUUUGUUCUUAAGACAGAAUACUAUAUAUUAAAUUUGUGAAAUAAUGCAGUUGAAUAGAAUAAAUCUUUGUACCAGGUGCUGUAAUUCUGUGUUUAGUUAGAUAAUGACUUUUUUUCUGCUGUGCACUUUAAAUUAAUUGAAGAAUAUCCACAAGUAUAAUUAAAGUAUGGACACUGAAACACAGCACUUCAGUGUAGAAUAAGGCUCCAAUGACAGAGUACUUAUAAAAUAAUAACAAAGCUUUAUUUCAGAAUAAAAUAGGGUUAGCGCUUUCAUGGUCAAAUGAACCACUUCUUCAGACCAUUAGGAGAUGUCUUUUGGUUUAUCCCGGUUAGGGGUCACCUCAGUAGAUCACUCGUCUGCAGAUUGAAUGGCAGUGAUUUUUUGUGGUGUCAAGUCACCAGCCUGGCACCCAGCCUUCAAAGAAGGCGCACACACACACACCUGCAUGUCUUUAAAACUCACUCGACCACAGGAAGGACAUGCAUACUGUGCACAGAAGGCACACCAGCCGAGAAUCGAACCAGAGCACCUCUUGCUGUUAAGCGACAACACUAACUACUGCACCACCACAGCCUAGACCAUUAACAGAGACUAACACUUUAAAAUCAUUUUAUAGUACAUGGCAAACCAAUCAAAAA